This is a messenger RNA of Coturnix japonica (Japanese quail), 3720 nucleotides long. RefSeq names its product forkhead box E1 (gene FOXE1). NCBI's taxonomy places the organism in Eukaryota, Metazoa, Chordata, Aves, Galliformes, Phasianidae. Gene Ontology annotation, molecular function: RNA polymerase II cis-regulatory region sequence-specific DNA binding; DNA-binding transcription factor activity, RNA polymerase II-specific. Gene Ontology annotation, biological process: cell differentiation; regulation of transcription by RNA polymerase II; anatomical structure morphogenesis. The record is from RefSeq and is a predicted model, not a curated record.
AUGACCGCCGAGAGCCGGCUGCCACCGGGACCCCCGCUGCCGCUGCCGCCGCUGAAGGCGGACCCGGCGCCGCCCGGGGAGGAGGCGGCGGCGGCGGCGGGGGCGCGGGGCGGGCGGCGGCGGCGCAAGCGUCCGGCGGAGCGGGGCAAGCCGCCCUACAGCUACAUCGCGCUGAUCGCCAUGGCCAUCGGGCAGGCGCCCGAGCGACGGCUCACGCUGGGCGGCAUCUACCGCUUCAUCACCGAGCGCUUCCCCUUCUACCGCGACAGCCCGCGCAAGUGGCAGAACAGCAUCCGCCACAACCUCACCCUCAAUGAUUGCUUCGUCAAGAUCCCGCGUGAGCCCGGCCGCCCUGGGAAGGGCAACUACUGGACGCUCGACCCGCACGCCCGAGACAUGUUCGAGAGCGGCAGCUUCCUUCGCCGGAGGAAGCGCUUCAAGCGCAGCGACCUGUCCACCUACCCGGCGUUCCUCGCCGAGCGCCCCGCCGCGCCCUGCCGUCUGUUCCCACCGCCCGCCGAGCUGGCCCCGGCCCCCGCCGCCCCGUCCUGCGCCUUCGCCGCCGCCUGCCCCGCUCAGGGCUGCUCCGGUGCCGCUCUGCCCCACGGCUACGGCCCGCUGCCCGCCGCACACGGGCACUACGCGCCGCCCGGCGCGGGGCCUCUGUACGCGCCCCCGGGGCGCUUCGUGCUGCCCGCCUCUCCGCCCGCCCCCGCCGGGCUGUACGGCCGCCGCUCGCCCGCGCCCUACGCGCCGCUGCCCCAUGCCUACGGUGCGGGCGGGCAGGUGGGCGCCGCAGACCCCGGGCUCCGUCAGAGCGCCUUCCACGGCGGCCCCGACAGGUUCGUCCCCGCGCUCUGACCCGCGGCGCUGCCCGACGGCGCGCACCGGGCGGAGGCGGAGGACGCCGGGCCCGGAGCCGUGGGAGCCCGGAGAGCCCCGCCGCCGUCGGGCUGGGUGAAGGAGCCCCUGGGUGCUGCCUGCUUUGGGCGGGCAGGUGAGCAGAGCUCCCCGCUGCUCUUCCCGCUCCCUCCUGGGGCUGAUGCCUGGGACUCUCGGAAGAUGCCGCUGUGAAAAAACUCUGCUGUCCGUGACUUUGUUUGCAGAGGAAACUCCUGUCGGUCUCGGGCAGGAGGGAGGCAGGAGGAUGCCCUCUCCAGCCCCGUCGAGCGGAGCAGUGCAAGUGUGGUACGUGGUGCCGAUGGUAGCGCGUCCCUCAUUUCACACUCUUGCCGCAUCGGUGAUGCUGUGUCCCAUAUCGGCAACACAGCCAGGAUGGGAAAGGUUCGGGGAAGCAGCUGAGCCCAGUGGCAUGCUGUGUGCUGCAGGAGGUGGGGAGAACUCUGGGACUCAAAGGGCAAAGUUCUGCCAUCAGCCCCUAGAAGUAAGAGAGACCUAGGGAGGCUCUGGGGUCUCUGCCCUCAGUGAUCUUCCCGACUUGAUUGGACAAAGCCCAGGGAUUCUCAUCUGGCUUUAGAGUGGGAUCCAGCACUGAAUUUUGACCGUGGUGGUUUGGGCCAGAGAUCUGCAGGGAGGAUUCUCCCGUCCUCAAUUACUCAGACCCUAGAGUCAGCCCAGCUCUGCCCGUAGCCUAGAAAGGACAGCAUCUCCUUCAAAAGCAAGGCAGAGAUGAUGUCUUCUGAUCUUUGGUUGCACAUUUUCUGUUCCAAGCUCUCCUAAGGAUGGAAAAGUGAGAAGAAAACACAGAGAGGAGCUUUAAAAAUCUAUCCACGAGAGGCAAAGGCUUUAAAAUAGAUCCAUGGAGAAACCCAAGCAGAUCGCUCCAGACAGAUCCCACCACCUCUGGAAGGAGACUAGGAAGCCCAGAAAUGAGCAGGUCUCACUCAGGAGCUGUGAGCAGGGGGAAGCAGACGUAGCCCUGCUACUGCAAGGAUCCCAUACAGCUCCUUGUCCUAUGGAGGUGGGAGGCUGUGUGAGUGGGGCAGAAGAAGAAGGCUGGUGUGUGGGUCGUACAAAUUGGUGGAGCUCUGACUGGGGAAGGUUAAGUGGGAAGCACAGCAGGAGCCUCAGCAGGAGUGUUGGGAAUGGAGAGUGUGCACAUCAAAGUCAGCAUUGGUGCAGACUGCAGCGUGACUCAGGUGGGAGGCUGGAAGUUGGGAAGCUUCUGUUCCAGCCUCAUGCUCAAAGGAGUCAGCCAGGAGUAAGGCCAGGUUCUUGGGGCUCUCUUGCAAAGUCUAGACAAUGUCUGAGGCUGGAGACAGCAAAAUGGGCAACUUGACUGUCCUUUGGGGGGAGUUUCUUCUGUACAUACAGCGCUUCUCUAGUUUCAUUUCAUGCCUCUUGUCCUGCUGGUGCAAAGAGCUCACAUCCCCUGAGGACAGAUGAUCCUUCAGACUUUUCAGACUUUUCCCUCAGAGGAUGGCGUGUGGUGGAUAAUCCAUUUGUGGGUUAGCCCAGAGAUGCUGUCCUGGCCUGGGCAAUCUGUGAACCUGAUUGUGUCCACCUGCACCUUUAUUCCUAAGGAGCAGCAUCGCCCCUUUCCAUGUCCUUCCCAGUCUCAGAGUGCCCAGGGACUGCUGCCAUCGCAAGUGGUGCUGUGCUGCAUCUUCCCAGCUCUGCUCCCAGACAACCCUCUCUGAACAGCAGGAGGAGCCUGCGUGCCGCCUAGGGCUGCAUGCUGCAUUCAGGGAUGCUGUGUUUGGGCCUGCAGGGUGCGAGCUGGAUCCCUUCACUCACCAGGUUGUGUUUCCUGGGCUUUGUGCAAGCAGGGCAGAGCUUUGCUUCCGAGGGAGCUGCAGCUGAGCGGUGUGCCUUGGCUCUUGGUGUGCCUGUUCUGCCUGCAGGUGGUGGCUGCACAUACAUGUGCACACGUGUGAGUGUUGGCAUGUGGGUGCAGGUGUGCCUGCAUGCACUGCUGCUUGUGUCUGACAGCUUGCACUGGUGAAUGCACAGCUCACUGUGGACUGCAUGUACAUAUGGGUGCAUCUUCUGUACUUCUGUACAAAGUGCCUUCCUAGCAUCAGUGCUUUGCAUCGGUGCUGAGCAGGGACAGAAGGUUCUGGGUUCACCAGUCCUCAGCCACCUCACCCUGGCCUAACUGGAGGUACAGGGACAUUUAUGUUAAGUGUGGGUUAUUUUUUUUGUUUUAUUUUUGGUGGGAAACUGUCUCCUCAGCCUUCCUCUGGCCAGCAGCUGCCUUCAGUUGCCUUUACCGUCUGCUGCUUCUCCUCUUGCCAGGGGAUGAGGACGGCACGGGGCCACACACCACCUGGGGAGCAUCUGUGCUCAGCAAGGAGCUACAUGGCCCCUGUGUGCGACUCUGCGCAGGGGCUGCAAGGAAAUGGGGAUAUGCCACAUCUGUGGGGAAAUGGGGAUACGCCACGUUGGACCAUGGGAUGUCAAUGCGUGUUUAUCUGACUCUUCGUUUGUAAUUCUCAGAAUAAGGAAACUUUUGAUUUUUGGGAUCUCGGCUGUAAAUAUUGCAGGGCUUUCCUUGCAGCAAAGGUAGUCUAAGAUUCAGAGUAGCCUUUUAUCUUUGGGAGAUGAGUGCAGCAGGCUGUGGUGGGCACUUGCAGAAGGACAGAGCAGUGCAGCUCCUGCUCCACGUGGGGUCUGGGGCAGGCACACCUCACCUUGCCUACAGGAAAGCUGUUGAUGAGUGUAGGGGGGGGGAAUUUAAGUAUGUAUUAGAGAUAUUUUUUGUAUUUACUCUUCUACUUCACUUGUAAUAGAAAUAAAUCUUGGUCCUUUUGUUUGUAA